Messenger RNA from Fusarium vanettenii 77-13-4, 378 nucleotides. RefSeq lists its product as uncharacterized. The coding region runs from base 1 to 378 and encodes 125 amino acids. Gene Ontology annotation, molecular function: U6 snRNA binding. The transcript has 4 exons. Gene Ontology annotation, cellular component: U6 snRNP; P-body; spliceosomal tri-snRNP complex. Lineage: Eukaryota; Fungi; Ascomycota; Sordariomycetes; Hypocreales; Nectriaceae. The record is from RefSeq and is a predicted model, not a curated record. Gene Ontology annotation, biological process: P-body assembly; nuclear-transcribed mRNA catabolic process; spliceosomal snRNP assembly.
AUGCUACCCCUCGGUCUACUAAACGCGGCCCAAGGCCACCCCAUGCUGGUCGAACUUAAGAAUGGCGAGACUCUCAACGGACAUCUGGUUUCCUGCGACACAUGGAUGAACCUUACACUCAGGGAGGUGGUCCAGACCAGCCCUGAGGGCGACAAGUUUGUGCGGUUACCGGAGGUUUACGUCAAAGGAAACAACAUCAAAUACCUUAGAGUGCCAGACGAGAUUAUCGACCAGGUUAGCGAGUCCCAGAGAGGUCAGCAAGGAAACUUCCGCGGCGGACGAGGAGGACAGUCAAGAGGCGAUCACGGUGGACGAGGCGGUGACCGUGGACGCGGUCGUGGUGGUGGUAGAGGCCGCGGACGAGGACGAGGUCAAUAA